UCAUUUCAUUCGAUCGCGAAUCGUGUCUUCUCCCCUCGGGAAUCUUCAAACCCUCACCGGCACUGUCGUCUCCGACUCGGGAAUCGUCGUCUCCGGCUCGGGAAUCAUCUUCUCCGACUCGGGAAUCGUCGUCUCCGGCUCGGGAAUCAUCUUCUCCGACUCGGGAAUCGAAGUCUCCGGCUCGGGAAUCAUCUUCUCCGGCUCGCUAAUCGUCUUCUCCGGUUCGCUAAUCAUCUUCUCCGGCUCGAUAAUCAUCUUCUCCGGCUAUCUAAUCAUCAGCGUCACACUCUCUACUCUCAAAAUCGGUAAAUUUUUAAAAUUAGGGUUUUUGAAUUAAAAUUUGGGAAGCUUGCGUUUUGAUUUUGAUUUGUGUGUUACUCGUUCUUAUUAACAAGCGAAGCAAAUGAAGACUUUUGUGUUGUUUUGUAUUUGUAUUGUUUCAGGAAACCCUUCCUGAAAAUUGGAUUUUUUUUUUCUUGUCUACGCAGGAUAGAAACAAGAUGGGAGAUUCAGUACCUCUAAAACUAGCACUGCCAGGGCUGAAGUAUCCUAUUGGUUCACAGCCAAAGGAAAAGUCAGCAAUCAACCAAUACUCUGGUUCAGAUUAUAUCUCUAUUGUCAAAAGCAUCCUAAAACCAGAUGAGAUUAUAAGAGUCCGAGGAUCAUUUCUGGGACCUGUAAUGAAGCUCAGUGAGAGAGGAUUGAAGUUAUCAGCAAAGAUAGUCUACGCCAUUCUCACUAGAAGCAUCGUUUCUGUCAAGGAGAAUGAAGCCUGGUUCCAUUUCGGUGCGUAGCCAAUGAGGUUCUCUAUAAGAGAAUUUCAUAUGAUGACAGGCUUGAAAUGUAGUGGUGCAUUAGAAGGACCACGAAGGAAAACCGAGAGAUUUAAUUGGGAAUUGCUAAAGGGGCGUAGUCAUAAGUUAAGUGACGUGGUGGACCAGCUCAGAAACACAAGAGAAGAUGCUUAUGAGGAGAGAAUAUGCCUCGCAAUGCUCAUCCUGGUAGAGAGCAUAUUAUUGCGGAAGAGCAAAGGAGGGAGUUUUCCUUUGGAAUAUGCGAAAAAUGCACAGGAUAUGACAUAUCCAUGGGGAAAAGAGGCUUACAUUGUGCUCCUGAAGUCAAUUCAAAACGCUGUCGCGAAUCAUUUGGAGAAUAAAUCCAAAUUUGAGUUGCAAGGUUAUCCUCUAGUAUUCCUUCUUUGGAUACUAGAGUCGAUUCCUUUGCUAAGGGAUAAGUUCAGUAAGUGUGUACCAACAGUUGAGGUUCCUGGGCCGACUUACUUGUGUGAAAAAUACACUGAGGUAGAGAAUCCAUCACUUGAUAGGGUUUUACAGGUUGAAGCUGAUACAAAGGUAAGCUUUUCCAAGUAUAUGUUUCUCAGUUUAUUUGGCUUCUUCUUUUUAAUAUGUUUCUCAUUGGUCUUUUUUUGAAAUAUUCUCAGCUGAAGGUCCAUUGCAUACUACCUUCUAUUCCUCAUGAUCCAGAAGAUGAUAUCUCCAUUGAAGACAAAUAUAGUGACGAGUUGGAAACAGUGAAAGAUGUAACAAAGAAAGGGUACAAGAUUACAGCCGAUGACUGGGAAAAUAGGUGUGUAGACACAUUUGACACAUUGGAUGCUCUUAUUCAAAUGAUGGCAAAUAAGGAGACUGGCCAAGCUUCUACUCCGAUUGAUGAGGAUUCAGUAAAUGAAAAAGUGAACAUGAUCAUCACGGUAAUGGAGGAGAAUCUGAAGAGCAUGAAGGAUCGAAUGUCAUUACUGGAAGAAGAAAACAUACAUCUUAGAGCUCGUGUGUCAAAGUUGGAAGGAAACAACAAUGUUUUUCCCACUAACGUGACACAAAAGGUAAAUUCUCAAAACAUCUUCUUUUACAUUUGCAUUUUCAAGUAUUUUUUGGAAGAUCUUGUACAUAUUCUUGAAUGCCUUCCUAAUAUUUGACAAACAGCAAUCCAGUGGGACACCUUUAUCUCCAAUGUCUCACACGCAACCAUCGAGUGAGACACCUUUAUCUCCAAUGUCUCAACAGCCUAAUUUGACACAUGAGGUAUGUAACCAAUAAAUAUUGUUGAGUUUUGAAGUAAUAUUUGGAAAGCUUUUGUACUUCUUGAAUGCAUUCCUGAUUUUUGCAGGAGACAAUGAUUGAAUCACCUGCAUCUCCAAAGUCUCAACAAAAUGAGGAUUACACGCAAUCAUCGAGUGAGACGCCUUUAUCUCCAAUGUCUCAACAGCCUAAUUUGACAAAUGAGGACACAAUGAAUGAAUCAGAUGAUGAAACUCCUGCCCUUGAUACUCAAGUAUUCUCUCCUAAUCUGACAAAAGAGAAAGAAACAGAAACGUCUACCGGUGAGAGGCCAUCCAAUCCUAAUCAAGAUGGAAAACCAGAUGAUGAGAUUGUGAGAGAGAAAUUAACAAGUGAGUCACCUGCUAGUCAGAGUCAAGUUUUGCAGAAAGAAACAGUAGAAAUGAAUGAGACACCUUCUUCUCCAAUAGCUCCAAAGAGUAUUGAAACUCCCGUUUAUACUCCAAGUCAGACUCAGCAGAUUGAGAGAGAGCCAUCGGAUGACACGCCUGCCCUUGAUACUCAAGUUUUUACUCCUAAUCUGACAAAAGAGAGGGAAACACAAACCUCUACUGAUGAAACGCCACCCAAAACUAAUCAAGGAGAAGGAAAACCAGAUGAUGAGAUUGUGAUUGAGUCACCUGCUGCUCAGACUCAAGUUUUGCAAAAAGAAACACUGGAAAUGAAUGAGACACCUUCUUCUCCAAUAUCUCCAAAGAGUAUUGAGGCUCAAGUUUUUACUCCAAUUCAGAAACAGCAGACGGUAACAGAGGAAACGUAUGAGGCUACACAGCCAUUGACUGAGAUCAUUUCAGCAAACAAUAAAAAGGAGGAUACACAUGCUGUGCAUUACAGACCUUCCUCUCCAUUGUCUUCACUAAUUGCACUAGUUAUUGAAGAAAAUAAGAAUGCUUUGAGUGAGACAGAAACUGCGACCCAAUAUUUUUCUACAAGUGAAGGAGAGCAUUCACAAUCAAGCAGAAAGAAUCAAGCGGAAGAAUAUCUCAAGGAUACUACAGAACCUACUACUGAGCUAGUUUCCACAGAUGUUUCGAAGACACAGCCUCUUACUCCGCAAACACAGCACCUUCAGACAAGUGAGGGAGAUCAAUCCGAUGAGACACCAUCAGAGCAGAAUCAAGCAGAAGAAAAAUCUCAAGGAUACUACAGAACCUACUACUGAGCUAGUUUCCACAUAUGUUUCGAAGAUGCCGCCUAUUACUCAGCAAACAGAGCAUCUUCAGACAAGUGCUAUAGAUUUUUCAGAAAAAAACGAGGUAUGCAUCGAGUAUAUUUGAUCUUUAAUUAUUAUUCUAACAAUUUAAAACCGCUGAUGUUACUGAAUCUUCAUUUUUAAUAGGUUGAAGUAAGCAGGCUUCUAGCUCACUUUCAAAUAGGCGCAGAGGUUGAAAUUUUGUCUACUGAUGACGAAAUAUGGUAUCCAGGAAAGGUUGUUGAUCUUAAACUGUGUGAAGGACUAGAGGAGCUGACAGUUGAGUACACGACACUCUUCACAGACCAACAUAGACUUCAGAAACUUCAGGAUACUAUCACGGCUGACAAAAUACGUCCUGCAACACCAACUAGUGACCAAAAAUCCUUUGAGAUGAUGGAUAAGGUAGAAGCCUUCUACAACAAUGGCUGGAGCAGCGGACAAAUUAGCAUGGUACUUGGUGAUAACACAUACUCGGUGUGUCUCUAUACUUCUAUGGAAACUAUUCUAUUCAAACAUUCAGAUUUGCGAAUUCAUAGAGAAUGGAAAGAUGGAGUCUGGAAGAUGGCAGAUAAGGUAAAUCAUAACUAGAAUUAUACUUCACGUGAAUUGUUUGAUAUACAUACAUUUUAGUUUCAGGAAUGGUUUCCAGAAAUUCCGAUUGCAACAAAUUUGAUAAUAUUUUGCUUGGUGUCUAUUGUUUGAUUAAAGGUGAAGCCUGAUAAGAAAAGGAAAGCUGCUGCCUCAUCACAAAAUUCAGGAAUGGAUAAUGUUUUCCUAAGAAGGAGCGAGAGGGUGCCUAAACGAUCUAGAGACACAAAAACUCCAUUCAAGUCUGACAGAAAUCCGGCUUUAACUGUAAUACCUGAGAUUAUACCUGCAGUUGAUCCGUUUUCAACUCCUGCGGAACAUAAGCUUUCAAGGCUUCAAAAUUGGAUGACAUUAAAGCCCGGCAUGCAUGAAACGUAAGCAUGUUUCUGUCCUUGUCUAUAUAUUCUUAUAUUUAUGUAUAAGAGGUUUGGUAAUUCCUUUGAAUCUUUAAUCGACUGCAGGUCCCUAUCAAUCAAUGAUAAUAAGAUAAGGAAAUCUUUCUUUCAAAGCAUGGAAAAUGCAAAAAAGGA
This is a messenger RNA of Brassica rapa (field mustard), 4391 nucleotides long. RefSeq names its product muscle M-line assembly protein unc-89-like. The record is from RefSeq and is a predicted model, not a curated record. Lineage: Eukaryota; Viridiplantae; Streptophyta; Magnoliopsida; Brassicales; Brassicaceae.